AUGCGUCUGUUACACUGUUUACUUUCCGAAGAAAAUGUGCCUUUUGCUGAUGAAUUCAUACAGGAAUUCAUUUCCUUCUGUGUUAAGUCCCUAUCUUUGAAUGAUUGUCCAAAGCACCAGUUUGAAGGUGCCUGGAGUCUGGCAUACUUGGUGUCUGGGCCUUCUGAGUAUGUUAAACUGGUGGUUGACGAUCAGGAUGCUGUGCCUGGUUUUAUAAAGCUCCUUAGUUCUCCCAGUGAUGAUCUUCGCGAGCUGGCUGUAUUGGCAUUGGGAAACAUUGCCAGUGACUCUGACGUUCAUCGUGAUGCUGUUUUGAGUAAAAACCCCGUGGAGCCAUUGCUGAGUCAGUUUAAAAAGAAGGCAAAACUGUCAAUGCUGAGAAAUUGCCUCGUGCUUCCUGUCACUCGAGUUCUUAGAGUACUUGUUUUUCUUGAGGACAAGUAUGCGCUACCGUAUGCAUGCUGGGCUCUGUCAUUUAUUUCUGAUGGUUCGGACAAAGUAAUCAUGGAUUUACUUGAGAAGGGUGUCUAUUCACGUUUUUUGGCACUACUCAAUGAUCCAUCGCCUGAUGUGCAGAUUCCUGCACUCGCGCAGUCAGGAAUAUUGCGAGAGGGGAUGAUUGUGGGAAACAGGUAUUUUCAAUCCAUCACUUUGCACAGUUUUGCAUGGGAAGUUAUUGAUCAGCAGCUUACUUUUUGGAUUGACCGUGGGCUGCUGCAUCAUUUGCGAGAACUAUUGUUUACUCAUGUUGAAAGCAUCCAGAGAGAAGCUUGUUGGAUCAUCUCUGAUAUAACUUGUGGAAAUGAGAUGCAGAAUCAGGCAUUGAUUGGUGCUGAUUUAAUUGAAGCUUUAAUCCAUGUGCUAACAGCCGACUCUGAUGAUUUGAAGGAAGUAGCUGGGAAGACUGUUCUAAAAGUUCUCUCUGGUGGAUCUCGUUUUGGAAACAAGGUUAAGGGUUUGGAGGGCUUUAUAAAGCCUCUAUGUGAUCUUCUCAUGAGUGAAGAGUCUAUGGUCAUUGAAUAUUGCCUUGAUGCGCUUGCACUCUUAUGUGAGCCUAAAAGCGUCCUGGAGCCUAUAACUUUGAGUUAA
Molecule: messenger RNA, 1089 nt
Organism: Oldenlandia corymbosa var. corymbosa
Lineage: Eukaryota; Viridiplantae; Streptophyta; Magnoliopsida; Gentianales; Rubiaceae
Source: the annotation of a GenBank genome assembly